UGAGGCCUAGAUUCAGGCCCAACUCAAUCCGUCACGUUACAUCUCUAAAAAUCGACCAACUUUAAUAAAACCGUCAAGAGUCGCCGGAAAAAUUACAGAUUCGUUCAACACGGCGGCGCGAUGAGGUUCCGGUACGCUAUGGUCUGUUCGUCGAAUCAGAACCGGAGCAUGGAAGCUCACGCUCUUCUUAGGAGACAAGGUCUCGACGUUGCUUCGUACGGGACUGGGUCUCAUGUUAAAUUACCUGGACCAUCUCUCAGAGAGCCUAACGUUUACGAUUUUGGAACUCCUUACAAGCAGAUGUUCGAUGAGCUCAGGCGCAAAGAUCCUGAACUGUACAAGCGGAAUGGUAUAUUGCAGAUGCUUAAGAGGAAUUUAUCUGUGAAGCUUGCUCCUCAAAGAUGGCAAGAUAAUGCUGGUGAUGGUGUCUUUGAUGUGGUUAUGACUUUUGAAGAAAAGGUUUUCGAUUCUGUCCUUGAAGGUAAUACUACAUCUUCCCUGUCAGAUACCUUGUUUCAAAAUUGUUUCAUUCUAAAGGGGUCACUAAGUAGAUACAUACUCACCACAGACUCUUAUAACAUUGAUCUUUUACAUGCGGUGUUUCUAAACAAUCUUCUCAUUUGGUUAACUAUGCCCAGCUAGUUAGCUGUUUGGUUAGAUACAUAUGCAUUGAUGAAGUCGUAGAGCAUCGACAAAUCAUGUGAUACUCGAGUUCUACAGGGUUAUUGCCUUUUCUUUUAACUUAUAAUUGCCUUUUACCUUGCUGUAAUUGUUUAGCUGAAAAACGAUUGCGAUCAUGUUUUGAUAGA
Molecule: messenger RNA, 809 nt
Organism: Camelina sativa (false flax)
Lineage: Eukaryota; Viridiplantae; Streptophyta; Magnoliopsida; Brassicales; Brassicaceae
Source: RefSeq, a predicted model, not a curated record